Messenger RNA from Puma concolor (puma), 2583 nucleotides. It is a transcript of the gene TGFBRAP1, whose product is annotated as transforming growth factor beta receptor associated protein 1. The record is from RefSeq and is a predicted model, not a curated record. Gene Ontology annotation, biological process: intracellular protein transport; autophagy; vesicle-mediated transport. Gene Ontology annotation, cellular component: membrane; cytoplasm. Lineage: Eukaryota; Metazoa; Chordata; Mammalia; Carnivora; Felidae.
AUGAUGAGCACCAAGGCCUUCACGUUGGUCUCUGCCGUGGAGCGGGAGCUGCUGGUAGGUGACAAGGAGCAGGGGCACAUCGAAUGCGUGGAGUGCUGUGGCAAGAACCUGUACGUGGGCACCAGUGACUGCGUCGUCUACCACUUCCUGCUGGAGGAGAGGGCGCAGCCCGCAGGGACGGCCACGUUCUCUGCCACCAAGCAGCUGCACCGGCACCUGGGCUUCAGGAAGCCAGUGAGUGAGCUGCGAGCGGCCUCGGCCCUCAACAGGCUGCUGGUGCUCUGUGACAACUCCAUCACCCUGGUCAACAUGAUGAGCCUGGAGCCUGUCCCCUCGGGGGCUCGCAUCAAAGGGGCCGUGGCAUUGGCCUUGAACGAGAACCCUGUGAGCGGAGACCCGUUCUGCGUGGAAGUCUGCAUCAUCUCGGUCAAGCGCAGGACCAUCCAGGUGUUCCUGGUGUACGAGGACCGGGUUCAGAUCGUCAGGGAGGUGUCGACGCCGGAGCAGCCCCUGGCCGUGGCUGUGGACGGCCACUUCCUGUGCCUGGCUCUGACCACCCAGUACAUCAUCCUGAAUUACAACACGGGCGUCGCCCAGGACCUGUUUCCUUACUGCAGCGACGAGAAGCGACCCAUCGUCAAGAGGAUCGGGAGACAGGAGUUCCUCCUGGCAGGCCCCGGAGGACUGGGCAUGUUUGCCACGGUUGCCGGUAUAUCUCAGCGAGCCCCCGUGCACUGGUCGGAGAACGUGAUUGGGGCAGCCAUCUGCUUCCCGUAUGUCAUAGCUCUGGAUAACGAAUUCAUCACGGUGCACAGCAUGUUGGACCAGCAGCAAAAGCAGACCCUGCCCUUUAAGGAGGGCCACAUUCUCCAGGAUUUUGAAGGAAGAGUGAUUGUCGCCACAAGUAAAGGAGUUUACAUCUUGGUUCCGUUACCCCUGGAAAAGCAAAUACAGGAUCUUCUAGCAAGCCGUAGAGUGGAAGAGGCUUUGGUUUUAGCCAAAGGAGCCCGGAGGAACAUUCCAAAAGAAAAAUUUCAGGUAAUGUACAGAAGGAUUCUGCAGCAGGCGGGGUUCAUACAGUUCGCACAACUUCAGUUUCUGGAAGCUAAAGAGCUCUUCAGAAGCGGCCAGCUUGAUGUCCGGGAGCUGAUCUCUCUCUACCCCUUCCUGUUGCCCACCUCUUCCUCAUUCACACGGUCCCACCCUCCUCUCCACGAGUAUGCAGACCUGAACCAGCUGACCCAGGGGGACCAGGAGAAGAUGGCCAAGUGUAAGCGCUUCCUCAUGAGCUACCUGAACGAAGUCCGCAGCACAGAGGUCGCAAAUGGCUACAAGGAGGACAUCGACACGGCCUUGCUCAAGCUGUACGCGGAGGCCGACCACGACAGUCUGCUGGACCUCCUGGUCACCGAGAACUCCUGUCUUCUGACGGACAGUGCUGCCUGGCUGGAGAAGCACAAGAAGUAUUUUGCACUUGGACUGCUCUAUCAUUAUAAUAACCAAGACGCUGCGGCCGUGCAGUUAUGGGUGAACAUUGUGAACGGGGACAUUCACGACUCCACUCGCUCAGACCUAUACGAAUAUGUCGUUGAUUUCCUUACCUAUAGCUUAGACCAGGAACUCGUGUGGAAGUACGCUGAUUGGGUCCUGCAGAAAAGUGAGGAGGUUGGAGUUCAAGUUUUCACCAGGAGACCUUUGGAUGAACAGCAGAACAGUUUUAAUCCCGACAGCAUUAUCACUUGCCUUAAGAAAUACCCUAAAGCCCUUGUUAAGUAUCUGGAACAUCUGGUCAUAGACAGGAGACUGCAGAAGGAAGAGUACCACACACGCCUGGCGCUCCUCUACCUGGACGAGGUGCUGCAGCAGAGGCGGUCCGGCGCCAACAGCAAGGGUGCGGAAGCGACGGAGACUCAGGCGAAGCUGCGACACCUGCUCCAGAAGUCUGAUUUGUACCGAGUCCACUUCCUGAUAGAUAGAGUCCGGGGCGCCGGCCUCCCCAUGGAGAGCGCCAUCCUGCACGGCAAGCUGGAGGAGCACGAGGAGGCCCUGCGCAUCCUGGUGCACGAGCUGCAGGACUUCUCGGCGGCUGAGGACUACUGCCUGUGGCGCUCCGAGGGCAGAGACCCGUCGUACCGGCAGCGGCUCUUCCACACGCUGCUGGCCAUGUAUCUCCAGCCCGGCCCCUCCGUGCCCGAGCUGGCCGUGGCCGCCACGGACCUCCUGAACCACCACGCGGCCGAGUUCGACGCCGCCCGCGUCCUGCAGCUGCUGCCGGGCACCUGGUCGGUGCAGCUCCUGCGCCCGUUCCUGACCGGGGCCGUCAGGGACAGCGUGCACGCCCGGAGGACCACUCAGGUGGCCCUCGGCCUGGCCAAAUCCGAAAACCUGAUCUACAAGUACGACAAGAUGAAGUUGAAAGGAAGCUCAGUUCGGCUUUCGGACAAAAAGCUCUGCCAGAUGUGCCAAAAUCCCUUUCGUGAGCCCGUGUUUGUUAGGUAUCCAAAUGGUGGUCUCGUCCACACCCACUGUGCUGCCGGCAGACACACGAACCCCAGCCCCCCCGGCCCUGGCGCACGGACUUGA